AUGCCAAAACUCAAGGCACCUCGCGCAAGAACAUCCAGAAGUUGCGAGAAUUGCCGAGUCGUGAAACGACGCUGCGACAAGGAGGUUCCCCAGUGUGGUCAAUGCAUUCGCACGCGCGAAAUCUGCCUUGGAUACCGCGAUGAAUGGGAUUUAAUCUUCCGUGACCAGACAAACCACACCAUUAAACGGUCCAGUAAGACACGAGAAACGAAUGGGUUCUCGACCAGGGCUAUCCCGUUGACUCCACCUACCCGAGGUCUGGAUCCCAGUCUCGAGGAGAUAGGCGUGAAUUAUUUCCUCCGGGACUUUGUCGCAGGUGGUCUCUCCCCUUCACGCGGAUAUCUGAACUAUAUCCCGACGGUCUAUUCUGCCGAUGCGGAGCACCCGGCCCUCGUUGCCAGUAUGGCGGCCGUGGGCCUCGUCGCGUUGGCCUCUCACCAGCCCGAGCUGGUCAUUCGUGCGCGCGCCAAAUACUCAGAGGCGAUCCGCCUUGUGAACCAGGCGUUAGCAUCCCCGGCGGAGUCCGUCAAAGACAGCACCUUGAUGUCGGUGAUAUCGCUGGGAGUUUUCGAGCACAUCUCCAAUUUUGAGUCUUGGGUUCGACAUGUCAAAGGAGCUGCAGCGUUGGUGGUUGCCCGCGGCAAAUCUCAAUUUGCCCGUAGGCCUGCCAUCCUGAUGUUCAACCAGGUGCGCGCAGAUAUGUCAACUGCUUGUAUUCAGACCGUACAGCCGUUUCCAGACGACUUGCAGGAGCUGCAGGAAGAGGCGACCAAGUACACCGACCGUUCGGAUGCAUUCUGGUUACUCGGAGUGCUCGCCACGCGGUGCGCAACCCUUUUCGCGGGCGUCGCAAAGAAGCAUGAUGACAAGUCUUUACUGAUACCCACGUCCUGGUCGGACUUCCUAGAAGAAUCGAUCGCGAUUCAGAGUGAUUUCCAAUAUGUGCUUGAUAUCCUUACUACGCAAGAACCGUACAUAACAAUCAGGGAACCCCGUGGGGGCGCGACCUUCAUUUCUUGUAAUGGCCAAUAUGACCUAUACAAGACAUCUUGGGCAAUAAGACUCUGGAACAACUCUCGAAUGGUUGAAAUCAUCGUUUGCGAGAUUAUAUGCUGGCUCAUAAACAAGAUGCUCACCGAGGAGCCGGCUUAUCCCGCUGAGGGCCACCUGAAGCUUCAAUCUAAGCUCCGGUAUACAAUGCAGAUUAUUUCAAGACGAGGGGCGGAGAUACUGGCCAGCGUUCCACAGGGCCUAGGGCUUGUAUCGGUCCCUGAUGCUGAUAGACCCCAAGAACCCAACGUGUAG
This is a messenger RNA of Aspergillus viridinutans, 1305 nucleotides long. RefSeq names its product Zn(II)2Cys6 transcription factor domain-containing protein. Gene Ontology annotation, molecular function: DNA-binding transcription factor activity, RNA polymerase II-specific; zinc ion binding. The transcript is spliced from 2 exons. The coding region runs from base 1 to 1305 and encodes 434 amino acids. NCBI's taxonomy places the organism in Eukaryota, Fungi, Ascomycota, Eurotiomycetes, Eurotiales, Aspergillaceae. The record is from RefSeq and is a predicted model, not a curated record. Gene Ontology annotation, biological process: regulation of DNA-templated transcription.